AAUAGAAAAGAAUCUCCGUCUUUCAUUAGCUGUACACUAGUAUGGGCAUUUUUUAUAUCAUUUUAAUAUUCGUAAUAGCAUUUAUUUCUGGAAUAAUAUCUGUACUCUUGUUGGAAUUUUAUAUUUUUAAAAAAUAUUUUGAAACUGGACUGGAGGCGACACCGCCAAAACACCCAACGUUACCCGGUGCAGCAAAGUUGCCCGAAGAAUUAGUCAAUCAAGUUAAAGAGCAGGGGCCUAAUUUUAUAACUGGUUCGCCUCGUCAAAGCCUGUCACAAGGAAACGAGAAUUUAGCAUUAAAUUUAACGUUACAAUUUCUUUUUAACGAAUUACGGAAUGCAGAGCGCGUUCGUCUAUGGCUUUAUCGUAAGUUAAACAAUGAGUUCAAAGAACUUCUUCAUCAAUCCAGUACAGGAAAGCUAUUUGAUAGCGUACAGUUGAGAGACUUGAAUCUUGGCAAUCACUUCCCCACCAUUAAAGGCUUAGACGUAGCUGAAGCUAAAAUAUGUGCAGACACAGGCUUAUUAGAAACAUUGGAUCUUUGCUUAGACCUGCAUUAUUCGGGAAACUUCCAAAUGUCAAUAGAUGUGAAAAUGUUGUUGGGCAAAACGGCUUAUUUAUCACUUCAAGUAAAAAGAUUAACUGGGAAAGCAAGGCUUCAAUUUACACGAGUUCCGUACACACAUUGGUCUCUCAGCUUUUAUACAGAACCAGUUUUAGAAUUAGAAGUGCAUUCUCAAUUUCAGGGACGGCAAUUGCAGCCCCAAAUAAUUUCCCUCAUUACAAGUCAAAUUCGUAGAGCUAUUCGUCGAAAGCAUACUCUGCCCCGUUACAAAAUUCGUUACAAACCAUUCUUCCGUAGACUUAAUGAUGAAGAUAUCGACUUAUCAGAAGUCUCGGUAACUCAUCUGACUCCAGGAUUUCUAGAUGUUACUUUAAUCGAAGUGUCCCGUUUGAACAUUGACCUAAGCUCAAUGAGCGUCGAUGAUCUGUCUCAAAUUGAGAUUUAUUGUACCCUCAGUGUUGAUGCAACACCAUGGGUGUGUCUUACACAAUACGCUGGUAUUCCUUAUAUGAUAUUGGAUCUGAUAAUUAGUAAAGUUAGUUGCCAGCAGCUUGGAGUUGUGUUUAAGCAAGAAAAUAUCGCGGAGAUGGGCCAAAAUUGUGUGAUUGUGGAAACAAUCGUAUCGGGUAGUCCAGCGGCAAUAGCCGAAAUGAAGAAAGGCGACGUAAUCGUAGCUGUGAAUGGUAAAAAAGUUACCAACAUGAAUCAGAUUGCGAAAUUGUUGAAAAGCGCUGCGCAACGACGCUUUAUAAUACGCGUGGAGAGAAAAUUUUCCAUUGUAGAUUGGGAGAGAAGCAGCUUGUCCAAGUCAGAUAUGGAUAGAACAUUUGAGAAAUUUCAGGUCAAACGAUUGUCGGCGAACAAAAUUGAUUUGCUCAAUGUCGACGACAGCUUCAAAUCUAUAAAAUUCUCAGAUUUAAAAGACUGCGAAAUGGAGACGUUAGAGAAAAAUGAGAUUAGUAGUAAAUUGUUCAAGCGAAGGAAGAGUAGUAGCGUCCAUACUAUCGUUGACGACACGAUGCAAGUUUUCGAAACACCGUCGAGGCGAAUUUCGACUACGUCAUCCAGCUCGUCAGGCACGUCUAAUAUUGCACAGUUUUUUAAUAUUAACGACCUAAGCAGCUUCAAUCUGCCAGAUUUGUAUUAUACGAGUAAGGAGAAGGGAUUUGCUAACUUAAUUUCGUUUGAAGAAAAACGAUGCUUUCAAAUCGAUUCGGAACAUCAGUACUUGAAUAUUGGAGUUUGGGCAAAAGUCAAAGGCAGCGAAGUUCAACAAAAACUAUUGGGAUACAUUAAUUCACCGAUUAAAUUAAUUUUAACCCAAUGCUCGACAUCGUCAACUGGUUAUAGCUUAAAGAGUCACGCGUUGCUGCCUCCAGACUCCAGAAAUGCCUCUAAUUUUAAACUGCACGGAUAUUCUGGAUUCGAUCCAUCGCUGUGUUAUGGCGAUAUUUUAUUAUCUUACGUCUGGGCUUCAAACCGUUCGACUCAACCUACUGCCGAUUGCAAUAAAAAAUGUGUCGAGGAGACGAUUAAAUUGCAGACUGUUUCGUUGGAAGACAACGCGAACAAAAAGUCACACGAUUUCAUUAGAACGCACUUUCACAGGGCCACUCAUUGUGACUUUUGCACCAAAAAGAUUUGGCUAAAGGACGCGGUGCAGUGCCGUGACUGCGGAAUGGUGUGCCACAAGAAGUGCGAGGUCCGUUGCCAGUCGUCCAACACCUGCGGCGCCGAAUGUCUCACGGCGAUGGCUUUCGAGACCGACGAGGUCGAGUCGGGGCCCGAAAUAUCGCUCACGUCUUACGAAGAGAACGUUCAGGGCGCGAGUAUGACGGCUAUGAAGGCCACCAUUACUAACACGCUUCUGGGCCUGAAGAAGGCCGGAAGUACAAGUUGCCUGGCCCCACCGAAUACUGGCAUUGGUCUGGCAUCCAGAAGCCUACCCCCAAGCCCCUGCGCAUCCCGCAAGGUAGACGGUGGCGGUGGACUGGGCAUAAGUCCAGACUUGCUGGAGGGUGCGGAGUCGAGCAUCGUCAUGCCCCUCAUCGCCGGUGAUUUUGACGACGUUUUAAUGUUCAAGGCCAAGGAGACCGGUAAAUUGCUCUACAAGAAUUUGGAGCCGCGGAAACGCCUCGACACCAUCAACACCAUGAUAACGAAAUUGAAGUCUUCGCUCGAUACUGAAACUACCUCAAGGCAAGAAUUGUCACAGAAUGCCAGCUUGGAAAGCACAAAGUUGAUAACCCAGAGCGACCAGAGGGUGAGGGCAUUGAGCGUAUUAUUGCUACAUUAUUGUACCGGCCUACAACACGCCCAGGAGCAAAUGAACAUGGAGGAAAAGCAGUGUGAAAGCGAUCGAUUAAGUAGUCUUCGCGAUUUCAAAUAA
Ceratosolen solmsi marchali is the source of this 2954-nucleotide messenger RNA. RefSeq names its product PDZ domain containing 8 (gene Pdzd8). Gene Ontology annotation, molecular function: protein binding; lipid binding. Gene Ontology annotation, cellular component: mitochondria-associated endoplasmic reticulum membrane contact site. The record is from RefSeq and is a predicted model, not a curated record. The transcript has 9 exons. The coding region runs from base 42 to 2954 and encodes 970 amino acids. Lineage: Eukaryota; Metazoa; Arthropoda; Insecta; Hymenoptera; Agaonidae. Gene Ontology annotation, biological process: mitochondrial calcium ion homeostasis.